AUGGAUCGCAGUGAUGCUCUAAACACAGUGAAGUAUAGCAGAGCGAGGUUCAGCGAAUCCAGGCUCGAAGCGGCUAUUCAGUUUAUACUCUCAGAGGAGAAUGUAUGUCUAAUAUCCUGGGGCACUAAGUCUUUAAGGAUAGGACGCAAUGAAAUUGUUACUCUGCCUACUCUCACGCGCCGUAAGCCUGCACAGGUACUAUAUAAAGACUAUCUUGUGUCUGCUGACGAAGAUGAACAAAUUGGGAAGACUAGCUUUAUGAAAGUUGUUCUAUCAAUUACAAAUAAUGAUGAGAAGUUAAUCACUGCGGUCGAUUAUGUCACGGGUUGUCUUGUAACUGAUGUCGUCGAUACGAUGCAAACCAUUCUAGAAGACCUCUCCGAAGACCAAGCAGAGCGCACACGACUGUCCACGUUGGUGAACUUAGGAAAGACAUUCAUCAAACAACAAUUAGAUCAUAAAGUAGUCUUAGAAGAUUCCAUCAAUACUCAUGGGUGUAAGAUUCGGUCUAAUAAAGGCGAUACCAAUGCCUUAGAAUAAAUAAACGCGUAGAUAAAUUCUAUAUCGUGUAAGUAUCGAUAUAAAUAAACGAAAUGAGACGUUUAAUAAAGCUAGGUUUGCUUCGUGAAAACAGCAAUACUCUGAGGGAUUGUGAGGCUGAGACAUUGCCUAUAUAUAGUCCUCUCAGUACUGUUUCCGCCG
Messenger RNA from Sphaeroforma arctica JP610, 702 nucleotides. RefSeq lists its product as hypothetical. The record is from RefSeq and is a predicted model, not a curated record. Bases 1 to 540 code for a protein of 179 amino acids. NCBI's taxonomy places the organism in Eukaryota, Ichthyosporea, Ichthyophonida. The transcript has a single exon.